AAGUGGGCUUUCCGGCCGCGCCAUGUCGGUGGUUUUCGUCCCCGAGCGCCUGCGCGGCAAAGCCGAGGUGAACCAAGAGACGCUGCGACGGCUGCUGGAGGAAAACGACCAGCUGAUCCGCUGCAUCGUGGAGUACCAGAACAAGGGAAGAGCCGCGGAGUGUGUGCAGCACCAGCACACAUUGCACAGAAAUCUUAUUUAUUUGGCUACUAUUGCUGAUGCAUCUCCUUCCCCAAACAUAGAGAAGACGACCAUAGAGUGAAAUCUUUCCCAGCACGUCUGUAUUUAGAGAAUGAAUCAGCGGACAAAGAGACGACCAACUGCAUUUGAAGAAUCUCUAACUGAAAACUACAGAACUCUGCUUCCUCUAAAAGAGGAUGUGCCUUUGCAUGAUCAGUAAAUACUGUUUUAUUUCUCUCCUUAUGCAGAGAAAAUGCCAUUGAAGUCGGUUACAGUAACAUUUCACUACGGGAAGUC
Molecule: messenger RNA, 477 nt
Organism: Protobothrops mucrosquamatus (brown spotted pit viper)
Lineage: Eukaryota; Metazoa; Chordata; Lepidosauria; Squamata; Viperidae
Gene: SS18L2
Product: SS18 like 2
Exons: 3
Coding region: 23-262 (79 amino acids)
Biological process (GO): positive regulation of transcription by RNA polymerase II
Cellular component (GO): nucleus
Molecular function (GO): transcription coactivator activity
Source: RefSeq, a predicted model, not a curated record